AGAUCUUGGUUCAGGAUACAGUACAAGGAAGAAUUCACAAGAUAAAAUGUGUAUAGAAUAAAAAACCAAUAGUUUUUGAGGGGAAAAUAUUGUCUUGCUGCUGUUAUGAUAGCUAUGGAGUGGGAAAAAGUGUCAUUCCGUUCAAACCAAGUGGUUUGAUUUUUUUUUUUUUCCUGGAUGUCUUUGCUUCAACAUAUUUCUUCCAAUGUGUAAUGCAUUUACAGAAAGAGUAAAAGCCACAAUGUGAAAUACUAAUAUUGAGCUGAUGAGUAGCAACAUUUAAGUAAAUAUUAAAUUCAAAUUCCAAAGUGGUUGAUAUUUUGAGAAGAGAAAAUUCCAUUAUUGCACCUUUUUGGAACAAGGAAUUAGAAAAUGGCAUUUUUCAAAAAUUUUCAGCAGAAUCUACCAUCAGUGUCCUCUCUGGUGAACACAAUCAGUAAUGCUGUAGAAGAUUUGACCACUGCUGUUGGGGAAGUCGGCUGUGCCUUAACUGACUCAGUUGCUGAACAGGUAACAAGUAUGAUAAAUGGCUUUCGCCCAGAAGAGGAAAAAACUGCAGCAGUAGAAGCUGAAGACACUUCUAAACAAGAAAAUGCCGUGUUACCAGAAGUCUCCAAAAACACUAAUUGUCAGAAAACACGAUCCAGUUUAGAGCACCGAGCAAAUCAAAUAAGUUGUUAUAAUACUUCAGUUUCGCAAGAGCAAGAUCAAGGAAUGAAUGAAGAAAGAAUGAUUAAACAUAUUCAUGGUAGGCAACAGAGUCUAUCAAAAUAUCAAGAAACCGAUAAUGCUGGUGAUUCUUCUCUGAAAAACCACACGUGUGAUGGUAGGAUAUCAGUUAUCAAGCAGAAUACAAGGGCUGGAUCUGCUUGUCAAGAUCUUGAAAGUACUGAGAGAUGUAAAAAAAUUGGAUUAGGAAUUUCCAGUAAUGGUAAGAAUGAUUUAAAGGAGGUAAGAUAUCAAGAAAUAAAAGAAAAUCAUUUAAAGAAAGCUGAAAAACAUAUUAAAGGUAAAGGAUCCAAAGGGAAUGAUUGUUCAGGAAAUGAAUAUUCUCCAAAAGGUGUUUUGGCAAGCAAUAGACAUAUGACACAGAAAUCCAUUAUGAAAGAAGAUAUAUAUCCAGCACUACCAACUAAUUCUAAAGAUAAGUUACAUGGAAAAAUCAAAGAACAAAUAAAUCCAGCAAAAUACUGCAAAAUGAAAGGAGACAUAAAAACAAAGAAAAAUGAGGCCAUUUCUGCCAAGAAAGGAACAGCAAAGAGUAAAGAUGAAAAAUAUUCUAAGAUAGUACCAGAAAAAGAUAAUUCCUACAUGGACAAAGAUGAGCAUUGUUCAUCCUCUGAAAGUGAAGAUGAAGCACUGGGUAAAUAUCAUGAGGCCUUGUCCAGAACACACAAUUCCAGACUGCCAUUGGCACAUUCUAGACAAAAGAACUCUACUUGGGAAACAAGACAAAAAUAUAGUCCUCUGUCUGCAGAGUAUGAUGGAUACAGUAGUGAAGCAUCAAUAGAUGAAGGAAACUGCAUUCAGAGAAUGAGAAGAACACCCCCACUGGAUGAAUUGCAGCCACCACCAUAUCAGGAUGACAGUGGUUCUCCCCAUCUCUCAUGUACACCCUCAGAAAUUGGGGACAGUAAAUGUGAAUUUUCCCACUGCAACAGUCCAAGAUGCUCAUAUAACAAGUGCCCAAGUGAAGGAAGUACAGGUCAUGAAAUAGAAAGUUUUCAUAAUAAAGGCUAUGAAGAAGAUGUUCCAAGUGACAGCACUGCAGUCCUGAGCCCUGAAGAUAUGUCAGCUCAAGGAUCAUCUUCACAGCUUCCUAAACCUUUUGAUCCUGAGCCAGAAGCUAAAUAUGGCACACUGGAUGUGACUUUUGACUAUGACUCACAAGAACAGAAGCUUCUGGUAACAGUGACAGCUGUCACAGAUAUCCCAACAUAUAACAGGACAGGUGGCAACUCAUGGCAAGUACACCUUGUUCUUCUACCUAUAAAGAAACAGAGAGCAAAAACCAGCAUCCAGAGAGGACCAUGCCCUGUCUUCACAGAAACAUUCAAAUUUAAUCAUGUUGAAUCUGAGAUGAUUGGAAAUUAUGCAGUUCGGUUUAGACUGUAUGGUGUACAUCGCAUGAAAAAAGAAAAGAUUGUGGGGGAAAAGAUUUUUUAUUUAACAAAAUUGAAUCUUCAAGGGAAAAUGUCAUUACCUGUGAUAUUGGAACCUUCUUACAAUCAUUCUGGCUGUGGCUCCCAAAUGAGCAUGUCAGAAAUGUCCUGUAGUGAAAGUACAUCCUCAUGUCAGUCUCUUGAACAUGGCUCGGUUCCAGAAAUUCUCAUUGGCCUGCUUUAUAAUGCCACAACUGGAAGACUAUCAGCAGAAGUGAUAAAAGGCAGCCACUUCAAAAACUUGGCAGCAAACAGACCACCCAAUACAUAUGUUAAAUUAACUCUACUGAAUUCCAUGGGUCAAGAGAUGUCCAAAUGCAAGACAUCCAUCCGCAGAGGGCAGCCAAAUCCAGUGUACAAGGAAACUUUUGUUUUUCAAGUGGCCCUAUUUCAACUUUCUGACGUGACACUCAUACUGUCUGUGUAUAACAAACGAAGCAUGAAAAGAAAAGAGAUGAUAGGCUGGAUUUCUUUAGGUCUGAACAGCUCUGGAGAAGAGGAGCUCAAUCACUGGACUGAAAUGAAAGAGUCGAAAGGACAGCAAGUGUGUAGAUGGCACGCGUUGCUAGAGUCGUGAUGGAUAGGAUAAACGAGCAAUUACCAGCCAAGGCAGCAUUAUUUCUGAUCACAACAUUACUGUUUUUACCUAGUCACUGUUAGAAGAGCUGUUCUUUGAAGAAUCCUCUUCAACAUUCUAUAAAAAAGCUUUAAAUUCUGUGGAAAUAACGUCUAAUACUGACAUAAAUGAAGGAAAAAAAUGUCUCUGGUAGAGCUUGUUUGGGAAAAUGAGAAAUGUGUAUCAUCCUUGUUAAACAAACAAUCCUCCAGAGCUUUAAGAACACGCUUUUGGUUUGAAGUUAAUUUUACUUUAGCAAAAGAGCCAGUAAUUUCAUGAAAAACAAAAAUUAAAAAUGAUUUUUAAAAAAUCAGAAUUUUUAGUUGCAACACUAUUUAUCACCCCACAAAUUAUCCAUAAAACGUAUUUCGACUGGCUCGUCCCUGGUGUUUGUAAUGUUCUUUCAUACAGGAAAGUAGUUCUCCAGCUCUAUCAUAAGUCAUAUCUAUGCUGAAGGGUUUCAGUCACAUUGAAAAUUGUUUUAUGUCAGAUAUUUCCCCCUUGUGCACUUAGUUUCAUUGUGCCUCAGUUCUUCUCAGCACUAAAUCUAAGUGCAAGCAAGUAUUCAUUUUCAUACAGGAAUUUCUUUUAUAUGUUAUUUUAAAAAAAGGCUCAUUUCUUCAUUUGCCUCUGCUUUUGCCUGAUCCAAAGAGACCGAGUCACUGGGCUGGUCCUUUGCAAGUCUUUUAGACAGGUUGUACUGUAGAACUCUGUAACUUUCUGUUGAAAGCACUUCCUGUAUCCUCGUAUUCCAAUGUAGGAAGCUAAUAGAGCAGGACUUUACUUUAAAAUUUCUUUGAAUGAUUGACUCCUUACAAUUGUAGUAAUGUGAAAAUACAUUUUUUACAAACUAAAAAAUAUAGUAGAUAAGCUGUUGAAAAUUGAAAACAACUCAAGUUAAAGACUGUUUUAAUUAUCUGCUCCGAGUAUUUAGUAACUAACACUGCAUAAAGCAGGUAGCAUUCACAUAAGAAACUGUGCUCUCUCUAAAUCUUCUUCAUUCUUACUUCAAUUUGUAUUUGUGAUAUAAAGACUCUCCAGUACUCAGUUUGAAUCAGAACAUCAUGUUCAAAACAGUUUUGAGAUUCCUUAUGAAGUUUCUAGUGACUUGUGACUAGAUUUUAUGAAAUUUAUGGAUACGUUCUUCAACGUGAUGUCAUCCUGUGCCUUUCAUGUAAGUUAAAUUUGCUCAUACAGCUUGAAAGUUGUAUUUGCAAAAUUAGGCCUUCGAUUUUUAUAAAUGAAAAGAUUCCUCAGAACAGUGUCACAACAUCUUUAUUUCCUCUGAAGUAUGUAAAAGUUGUAUAAUGUGCUAAUUCUUUAAAAUGGCAAGGCAUUUUCAUUUGUUGUUUUUAUAUUUAGGAACUCUGAUUAAUCAGGAAAAUUAUAAGCUGUCUUCUUUUUAAUUUUGCUUCUUACCCAAUAUAUAAUUUU
Molecule: messenger RNA, 4212 nt
Organism: Diceros bicornis minor
Lineage: Eukaryota; Metazoa; Chordata; Mammalia; Perissodactyla; Rhinocerotidae
Gene: SYT14
Product: synaptotagmin 14
Exons: 7
Coding region: 373-2739 (788 amino acids)
Source: RefSeq, a predicted model, not a curated record